CCCAGCAAGCCUUGAAUCUCGCCUCUCUUUCAGAGUUUGCACAAAAUCUCAGUACAGUCUCCAGACUGAAACCAAAUAGAAAUUAUAGAAAUUUAAACUCCAAUAUAUAAAAAUAUAUUAUAUUUUUUACAUUCCAAAUGAAGAUGAACUCAAGCCCCGCCUACCGUUCGGUAGUCCUUGAAUGUCUCCGUGAAAAUGCAAGCAAUAUGCGAGAGGAGCACCAGAAUCUGGCCACGCGCAUUAACAUUGCCUUGGCACAUUCCCGAGCCAAUCUGCUCAGUGUGGAGAAAAUUAACCAGGAGCUAAAGAAAAUGAAGGUAACUGUCAACGAGGCCAUUCUGGAUAUACGCGGCACUAAGGGAACUGAAUAUAUGAAAGUCGUAUGCGGAAAUAUCUUGAGCAAUUUAAUCAAUGCAACGGUCGAGUUUAAUAUGAUGAGGGGUUCUGUGCCCAAAAAUCAAAUCACGGAGGCUGAUAUCAGAGAAACCAUUCUAAAUGUUUUGGGAAAAGAUGCGUCUAUUGAAGAGGUUUCUUGUGAAGAAGAAAUUGAUGCUGGUGAAUCUACAUAUAACUCGGAAGAACUUUCAAACUUUGAAUCGGAAUGUAAUGACGAAUACGCUGCGGAAUAGCCAAUAAAAUUUUUUAGAGGUUUAAAGUUUAAAUUUAUUUGUUCCUUAACACCAUUCAAGAGCCUGAGUCAACUUUAAUUGAAAAACUUCUGUAUUUGUUAAGGAAUUUUUAAUACAAAUCGACUUGAAAGAAGAAAAUGAUUCAAAGGUGAUUAAACAAUGGUUUAGAAUAAAGAAACAAAACGUUUAUUUUAGUUAUAUGUGAGCAAUGCAAUUCUAAAGUGCUUUGAGGAAAAAUGAAGUGAAUUUUAAUUAGGCCAACGAUUUCCUAAGGCUUAAAUUGGCUUUUUUAUGAGGUAACGCUUUCAAGGAGAAACUUGAACUCAACUACAAAAGAAUGAUUCAGGAUUUGAGCUUAUUUUCAAGACUCCAAGUAACCUUAUCAAGGAAAACUCAUGAACUGGACUUAUAUACUUAAUAAUUCACUUCUUAAAAAUCC
Drosophila kikkawai is the source of this 1068-nucleotide messenger RNA. RefSeq lists its product as uncharacterized. The record is from RefSeq and is a predicted model, not a curated record. NCBI's taxonomy places the organism in Eukaryota, Metazoa, Arthropoda, Insecta, Diptera, Drosophilidae.